This is a messenger RNA of Rhizophagus irregularis DAOM 181602=DAOM 197198, 1151 nucleotides long. The record is from RefSeq and is a predicted model, not a curated record. NCBI's taxonomy places the organism in Eukaryota, Fungi, Glomeromycota, Glomeromycetes, Glomerales, Glomeraceae.
ACUGACCGUUUGUACGCGUAAUACUUCUACAACUUUCUACAACUUUCUACAACGUGCGUUUGAUAUGACUACUGACCGCUGUACGCGUAAUACUUCUACAACUUUCUACAACUUUCUACAACGUGCGUUUGAUAUGACUACUGACCGCUGUACGCGUAAUACUUCUACAACUUUCUACAACUUUCUACAAGGUGCUUUUGAUAUGACUACUGACCGCUAUGAGGUUACUUUUGAUACUAAUAUUAUAGGAGGAAAUACCCCUAUACGCGAUUAUGUCGCCGACUUAUCAAGCUUAGAAAGCGCGGAAAUGACUAGUGAUAUUACAAACGAAAUUAAUAGUCCCGAGUAUGAUAAGCCACAUACUCCACCUCAUCAAAUUCGCUCUACAUCUGAAAACCAAGAUUUAAUUAAACUUAAUAUUUUGUAUCAUGAAAAUUCAUGUAUUAAAGGAAAUUGGCCUGAGGCAAUAAAUAGACUAGUCGUAUCAACUGAUGAAGCUAUUUUAGUGGAUAGGUUGAAAAUUAAACGUGAUUAUAAAUGGGAUCCUGUCAUUAAUAAUGCUACAAAUUAUAUUGACGAAUUAAUCAAUAAUAUUCAAGUGCAUCGUGGCGAAGAGAUGUCUUUGGCAUCAAUCGAGCGUAAGAACAUGACAAGAGAAGAUACGGAAAAAAAAAGAUCUGGACACAAGAUCGAUAUUUUAUUCCGUACUUCGAACGAGAUUUCCCGCCGUAGACGACAACGUACCGUCCACGAUUCUCCAGGUACUCCUUUAAUACCUUAUGGUCGCGUUGAUGGUUUUUACAACGAUACGGCCCACAUUAGGUGGACAUCAAGUAAUUUUUUACAUUCGGACAAUAAUUAUUCAAAUAGAUAGUUUUUUUUUAUGAUAGUAUUCUGUUCGUUAAAUUAUUCCCUUCCCUUGGCGGGUGAGUCCCGGAAGUGGUCUUGGAUCCCUUUCGUCUCUCGCUCUUCUUCAAAGGUCAGGUAUCAUCGUCUUCUUCGGAUCGCGAUUUGGUUGUUAGUGUUAGAAUUAUCUUAUUCCUUAAUUGUAUUAGAUAAAAAUUAUUCCCGGUUUAAUGUAUUUUUGUCCUUAUAAUUUGUACAACCCUGCGUCAUAAAAAUAAAAAUAAAAAAUAUUAUGUACGUGAAAU